AUGAGUACCCCGGACAAGCAGGAGCAGACUGCUGCAGGGGGCAGGAGGGUCAGUGGUCAGCAGUUGAAGCAACUUGCUGCUGGCAACUCCAGUAACAAAGGAGAGAGGAAGUUUGUGUGUCUGGAGUGUGGAAAAAAAUUCACCUCAAGGGACAGCCUCAGAUAUCACACCCUUACACACACUGGUGUGAAGAACUAUGAAUGUAAGGAAUGUGGGAAAAAAUUCAUCCAGAAGGGUCACCUUGAUAGACACAGCCUUACACACACUGGUGUGAAGAACUAUGAAUGUAAGGAAUGUGGGAAAAAAUUCAUCCAGAAGGGUCACCUUGAUAGACACAGCCUUACACACACUGGUGUGAAGAACUAUGAAUGUAAGGAAUGUGGGAAAAAAUUCAUCCAGAAGGGUAACCUUGAUAGACACAUCCUUACACACACUGGUGUGAAGAACUAUGAAUGUAAGGAAUGUGGGAAAAAAUUCAGCGAGAAGGGUCACCUUGAUAGACACAGCCUUACACACACUGGUGUGAAGAACUAUGAAUGUAAGGAAUGUGGGAAAAAAUUCAUCCAGAAGGGUACCCUUGAUACACACACCCUUACACACACUGGUGUGAAGAACUAUGAAUGUAAGGAAUGUGGGAAAAAAUUCAGCGAGAAGGGUCACCUUAAAAGACACACCCUUACACACACUGGUGUGAAGAACUAUGAAUGUGAGGAAUGUGGGAAAAAAUUCAGCCAGAAGGGUACCCUUGAUACACACACCCUUACACACACUGGUGUGAAGAACUAUGAAUGUAAGGAAUGUGGGAAAAAAUUCAUUCAGAGUGGUAACCUUGAUAGACACACCCUUACACACACUGGUGUAAAGAACUAUGAAUGUAAGGAAUGUGGGAAAAAAUUCAUUCAGAGUGGUAACCUUUAUAGACACACCCUUACACACACUGGUGUGAAGAACUAUGAAUGUAAGGAAUGUGGGAAAAAAUUCAUUCAGAGUGGUAACCUUGAUACACACACCCUUACACACACUGGUGUGAAGAACUAUGAAUGUAAGGAAUGUGGGAAAAAAUUCAUCAGGAAGAGUACCCUUGAUACACACACCCUGACACACACUGGUGUAAAAAGUCAUGAGUGUGAAGAGUGCGGGAAGAGGUUCAGUGUGAAGUCGGCACUGAAUCAACAUGUCUUCAGGCACUAUGGCCUUAGAGAGUUCAAGUGUGAUGUUUGUGGCAAGCUCUUUAAGACAAAGAAAGACAUUGCCAGGCACAUGAAGACCCACUUCUGAGGGGAAAGAACAUAUGACCAGUUUUUCAUUUGACCAAAGUCACUUGACCAGGUAGGGUAGGAUGGUUGACCAGGUCACUUGACCAGGUGGGGUAGGACUGUUGACCAAGAUAUUUUCUAUUAAUUUUUAAUGACAUGCUGGGGGCUACAAAUUCUUAAGGCUCUAAGAAACCUGGAGGAAAUGACAGACAAUUUUAUGGAGCAGUGAUGAUAGGAGAAAUACUGUAUGAAUAAGUUGCAGUUUGUGGGUUUUCGGUAUACCUUGAAGCUGAGUGUUAUUAGUUUUUUGAAUGAGGACGUCUAGGUUACCAUAUGUUGCUGACCUGCACAACAUUAAAACAGUGUGUCACAAACUUGAUGUUGAUAUAGCCUUUAUAUAUACUUCCACAAUUAAAACCAUGUUAGUUAAGAACAAAAGUAGGUAUUGUUUCAUCGUCAGCUGGUGGGUAUAAAAACCCUUGUGAAGAUUGUCGGCUAGUUUAUAUAGGUGAAACAGGUAGAGAUCUUAAUACAUGCAUUAAAGAACACAAAGUAAGCUGUUAGAACAAGCAACGACAAUAAUGCUAUUUUUAAACAUAUGGAAAGUACAAAUCAUAGGAUUUCUUGGAAAAAUAGCCAUCUGUUACACAAAUGUAUUGAUUAUAAACAACGUAAGGUUAUUGAGGCAAUGUGCAUAAAGAAACGGCAAUUUUAAUUUAUGUGACUGUAAGUUGAAGCUCGAUCCGGUAAUGAGGUCACUGGUGGAGAAGUCUUUUCCCACUCCCCUUAGUCCCCCCAUCUGUCAGUCAUAGCUUUGGGGCGGGGUGUUGACCUUACUUGCAUAUUUGACCUGAUGGCUCAGGGUUGCCCACCCAUCCAUGUCCUGUCCCUCCCAUAUUCACCUGUUCCUGUUUGUAAAUAAGACGAUUUUACUAAUUACUAUACCUCUUUUUACUCUUCCCACCCCUUUAAUUAAUCCCCCCCAUAUGUCAGUCGCAGCGUUGGGGCGGGUUGGUGACCUUACUUCCCUCCCCCUGGACCUGACGGACUUACCCAUCUCUCCCUGUCCUGCCCCUCCCAUAUUUACCUGUUCCGUGUUUGUAAAUAAGGAGAAUUGUGAACCAUUAUGACCACUUCUACUCUUCCUUUUCACCACUGAAGAUUGUGGCAGUGUCCACCGAAACUGUUUGGUUAAAAAUAUAACUAUCGUCUGAAGUGUGUCUGCCUACACAGUAGUUAUAGUGACCAGGGUGUUAGCAGCAGCUGAGCCUGAUAGGGAAAGGGAAGUGAAGGAGAGGUAAAAGUGAUCUUGUAAGACAAGGAAGAAAGAAGGCUUGCCUGUGAAGUGAUAAAAGGAGAGGAGCCACAGCAAGAAGAGGAAGGGAAAUACUGAUGGCUGACUUUCCACAGCUGUGGCAGCUGCACCUGGGCCUGGAGCCUGGUUGAGUCUCACAGCUACAGUGAAUUACUUACUCCUCUGUGAGGUGAGGGGCAAGAGAAUGUCACCUUACACUGAAAUAGCUGGAACAUGUAUUUAUAAACCAUUGCUGCAGCAAAAGAAUCAAUGCCUUACAGUGGUGUGCUUCACCCAAGAGUACCACAGAUGCAAGGGCUUCCAACACCUCUCCGGCCAUUGUAGUCUGUAUGAGUUAUUAUAACAUUGCGUAUCUAUGUCACUGUUGAGUUGCUGUAUCUUUUUUUGUACAAUCUUUCUACAAUCCCUAUCAUGCUUAAGUCACUACACUGUCUGUAACGCUUGGUCCUCGUCACUUGCGACACCACAUCUUCCGUAACAUUACAAUUCCUAUCACACUUGGGUUACUAUGUCAUCUGUAGCAAUGCGUACUCCUGUCCCUUCAGUUGCUAAAUCUUUUGUAAUAUUUAUUUGUCACUUAACUUGCUCUGCCCUUUGUAACAUUGAGAUGAGGUUAUAUUAGUCAUUUGUUUUAUCUUUUUCUGUAUGUCGAGACAAGGUUAUGGAAGCUGGUCAUUUGUUAUGUCUAUCUUUCUUUAGCGACAAGGUUAUGUUGACUCGCCACCAUUACGUCAUGUCUUUACAUUAGGACAAGGUUAUGUUAGCCUCAUUUGUUUCAUUCUUUUUUACAUCGACACAAAGUUACAUUUGCCAGUCAUCACAUAUUUUUCUUUACAUCAACACAAGGUUAUGUUAGCCAGUCAUUCAUUACAUAUGUUUUUCUUUAGUUUGAGACAAGGUUAUGUUAGCCAGUCAUUCAUUACAUAUGUUUUCUUUAGUUUGAGACAAGGUUAUGUUAGCCAGUCAUUCAUUACAUAUGUUUUUCUUUAGUUUGAGACAAGGUUAUGUUAGCCAGUCAUUCAUUACAUAUGUUUUUCUUUAGUUUGAGACAAGGUUAUGUUAGCCAGUCAUUCAUUACAUAUGUUUUCUUUAGUUUGAGACAAGGUUAUGUUAGCCAGUCAUUCAUUACAUAUGUUUUUCUUUAGUUUGAGACAAGGUUAUGUUAGCCAGUCAUUCAUUACAUAUGUUUUUCUUUAGUUUGAGACAAGGUUAUGUUAGCCAGUCAUUCAUUACAUAUGUUUUUCUUUAGUUUGAGACAAGGUUUCGUUAGCCAGUCAUUCAUUACAUAUGUUUUUCUUUAGUUUGAGACAAGGUUUCGUUAGCCAGUCAUUCAUUACAUAUGUUUUUCUUUAGUUUGAGACAAGGUUAUGUUAGCCAGUCAUUCAUUACAUAUGUUUUUCUUUAGUUUGAGACAAGGUUAUGUUAGCCAGUCAUUCAUUACAUAUGUUUUUCUUUAGUUUGAGACAAGGUUUCGUUAGCCAGUCAUUCCUUACAUAUGUUUUUCUUUAGUUUGAGACAAGGUAAUGUUAGCCAGUGAUUCAUUACGUAAUUUUUUGAACAUUGUAUUAUUAUUUAUCAAGUAUUUAUCAAGGGUAGUUUGGGUUUCUAUUUUCUUUGAAUCGAGACAAAAGCAGGUUACGUCAGCUACCCCUCGUUACUUCACAUGUAUAUAGACAUUGUUACGGUAGUUUUGAUUUCCCCAGAGUCGUUUAAGGUUGUCAGCACGUCUGUGUAA
Messenger RNA from Eriocheir sinensis (Chinese mitten crab), 4306 nucleotides. RefSeq names its product zinc finger protein OZF-like. The record is from RefSeq and is a predicted model, not a curated record. The transcript is spliced from 2 exons. Bases 1 to 1278 code for a protein of 425 amino acids. NCBI's taxonomy places the organism in Eukaryota, Metazoa, Arthropoda, Malacostraca, Decapoda, Varunidae.